ACGCGUCGAGCGACUCGAUAGUUCGCCGCUGUCGCCGCUCCCGGGCGCCUCCCACGAGCCGCGCGCCGCUCCCGCGUUCUCGACGAACGUCUCGCGGCCCCGCGUCGACGAAGCGACCGCCGCACCCCGGCGCCCCCCGUCGACCAUGGAGGCGAACCGCGACGAGGCGCUCAAGUGCCGGGACCUCGCGGCCAAGUACCUGCGCGAGGGGAAGUUCGCCAUGUGCAUCAAAUACUGCGACAAGUCCGUGCGGCUCGCCGGCGGCGCGGAGCUCUCGGGCGUCGCGGACCUCCGCGCGCGCGCACAGCGCGGCGCGAGCCAGCCCGACGCCGGCGCGGCCGCGCCGCGGCAGCCGCGGUCGACGCCGACGCAGCGGCGCGCGUCGACGGGGAGCGCGCCGUCGGAGGCGAAGGCGGACCACACGCCGCAGCAGGCCGAGGCCGUGCGCCAGAUCCUCCGGCUGAAGAACCGGGGCCACUACGAGGUCCUCGGCGUCUCCAAGUCCGCGGGCGACGACGAGAUCAAGAAGGCCUACCGGAAGCUGGCGCUCAAGUUCCACCCGGACAAGAACCGCGCGCCCAUGGCCGACGAGGCCUUCAAGUGCGUCGGGCUCGCCUACGCGGUGCUCUCCGACGGCGAGAAGCGCGCGUCGUACGACCGCUACGGCGACGAGGACGCGGCGCCGCAGCAGCAGCAGCGGCGCCGCGGCGGCGGCGGCGGCUUCCACGACGACGACAUCUCGCCCGAGGACAUCUUCAACAUGUUCUUCGGCGUGGACCCGGGCCGCGGCCGCCGCCAGGCGGGGCCCGCGCGCGCGUACCCGCAGGCGCGGCGCCAGCCGCCGCCGAACCAGGCGCAGCAGCUCCUCCAGCUCCUGCCGUUGCUGCUCCUCUUCGCGCUGUCCUUCUUCUCCUACCCGAACCAGUACGCCGAGUCGCCCUUCUCCCUGGAGCGCAAGGGCAAGUACACGGUCGAGCGGUUCACCAAGUCGCGCGGCGUGACGCGCGACAUCCGCUACUGGGUCGGCGACGGCUUCUCCGCAAAGUACGCGCGCGACCCCUACAGCCUCGCGCGCAUCGACCAGUCCGUCGAGUCCGAGUUCGAGACGAACCUGCGCUACGGCUGCUACAACCAGAAGGAGCAGCAGCGGAGGCUCGUCUACCAGGCGCGGCUCAAGCGGACGCGCCAGCAGCGCGACGAGGCCCUAUCGCGCGCCAACGACUUCAAGCUCGACUCCUGCAUCCAGCUCGAGGAGGUCUUCGGCGUCCGCACCUAGGCCCCCGCCCGGGGGGGCCCGCGCCGCGCCGACCCGAUAACCGUUACCGCGAG
Molecule: messenger RNA, 1329 nt
Organism: Aureococcus anophagefferens
Lineage: Eukaryota; Pelagophyceae; Pelagomonadales; Pelagomonadaceae
Exons: 1
Coding region: 146-1276 (376 amino acids)
Biological process (GO): cellular response to misfolded protein
Cellular component (GO): endoplasmic reticulum membrane
Molecular function (GO): Hsp70 protein binding
Source: RefSeq, a predicted model, not a curated record